Messenger RNA from Pantherophis guttatus, 3878 nucleotides. RefSeq lists its product as uncharacterized. Lineage: Eukaryota; Metazoa; Chordata; Lepidosauria; Squamata; Colubridae. The record is from RefSeq and is a predicted model, not a curated record.
UGCGCUGCGCUGGUCUUGCAAGCAAGCAGAUCCAGGCAGGACAAACGCAGGUGGGGACAGAGACGUGUCCUCUCGGGAGAUGGACUGCAGAGGAGAUGGACUUCUGCACCUCCCUGACUCCAAGGAGGCCCCGAGCAGAUCAGAGUCCAUUUGCACCGAAGACUUGGCCGCCGAGUUCCACAAAGGUCUGGUAGAUUUGCUGCUGAGCUCCGAUGAGGAUGAGGCACCUUCUGGUCUCGUGUCAGGUCCCAAAGACGUGAGGCCAACCACAUCCAGUGUCACCGUCUUGUCCGAGAUGGCUGUUCCUGGUCCAACUUUCAGAUCUCUGCACCCUGCUUUGGAUCCUCACAGAUUGGACUCGGCAAGCAAGCAGGUGCCAGCAGAAGCGUCCAAGGAGAAACGGAGCCAAGAAUUGUCUCCUCAUUCCAGAGAAGGUCCACUCCAGAGUCUUAGUCAACAUGGAGUCAAGAACAUCGUGUCUCUAGGAGAAAAAAGGUCUGUCAAGAGCUCCAGUGGAACCGAUAUAGGAAGAGGAGACCAGGUGUGGAAGAGGAACCAUCACGCCAGGCUCCAGAGCUCAAGAGAAGAAGAGGAGUUCUCCAGGAAAAGUGGAUUCCUGGAAUUAGGAGGAAAAGGACUAGAGCGAUCUUCUGAACCAAAACAGAACAUCACUAGAAGCUCAAAGCACCAGUUGGUCGUUGGAGAUCCUCUAUCGUCCUGGCAAAGGACCAGAAGAACCACAUCAAAAAUUAGAGUCCCGCCGAGGAGAGCAGAGGUCAGCCACCCUGAGAAGACCUCAUCGGACCACCCAGGAGGAGGAGAGCCCCUUGGAGGAUGCUGCAGAAAUCACUUGCUACCUCUCGAUGGAGAAGAUCAAGGGAUCCUCCUGCUUCGCUCUCUCUAUCCUCCAAAAGCCAAAUUCCUUGGUGGAAAGGACAGGCUGUCUCCGUCUGAACUGGGAACGGAUCCUGGAAUCAUUUGUGAUCCAAGAGAAGCUCGGAAGACUCCAGAGUUGGCCAGAAGACUCAGGGAGGCCUGGGCUGUGGCUUUGAGCACUGAAGUCCAUGGUGAAGUUCCAGAGAGGGGAGAAACUGAUGGCCACAAUGUGAAGAAGAAAUCCCGGCUGCCACCAAGGGAUCCAUGGAGGUCCUCGAGUUCCAGCGUCUCCGAUGCAGAUGGAGAGGGGUUUGCACAGCUGAUCAGCCAAAGCAGGAGGACUUCUGGCAACUUCAGGAGGUGGGCUCCCAACUGGAAGGAAGCCACGGCAGGAAACUACAAGCUAAACCAGCAUGUGGCUCUGGAGCUGGAAAAUUUUCAGGUAGCCCUAAAGGAGCGCCAGGAGCUGGCAAGGAAACUGGAGUUGCAAAUGGAAGAACAUCAGGAUAAAGUGGAGAAGGCCAGGGCUGAUCUGGUACUGCUGGAAUAUAAGCGGGAGAUCUGCCUGAAGGAAGUCGCGGAACUGGAGCAAGAGCUCAGCGUCCUCAGGCGGCAGGGCAGGCAGUACGGGGCCCUGCAGGUGGAGGUGUCCCGUCUGAUCAGGGAGCGAGAAGAGCUGAGGGACCAAGUGAGCUGCUUAGAAGACCAGCUGUCUUCUCUGAAGCUCCAGCUGAAGAGUUCUAGAGCCAGGUUGUCCUCCGUGGAGGAAAUGGCCCGUGAGAAGACCAAGCUGUUUCAGGAGGCUCUGCUGUCCAAAAAGGAUCUGGAAAUCGCCAGGAUGCACGAGACCCUCUCAAGCUUGGCGGCGGAAAAGGAAGCCCUGGAUGGCAUCGUCAGGAGCCUGAAAGAGGAAAACCAGCACCAGCUGAAGCAGCUUCAACAGGAGGCAUUCUGGGAAAAGGAGAAAGAGCUCUGCAAACUAAGAGAAGAGAUGGCGCUGCAGGAGAAGCAAGCUUUACAAGAGUGUGCUGAGAGCUCAGAAGUGGCGAAGGCCAGCGCUCUUCGGGAACAAGCUGUCACCUUCCAGAAGGAAAUUGAAGGUCUACAAAAGAUCCUAAAGGAGCGAGAGGCAGAAGCCAUCCAGCAGAUGGAAGCUACGCAGAAGCAGGCAGCGGCCCUGAAGGUGGAAGCCCAGGAGAUGGUGCAGAAUGCGUUGCUCCAAGAGCAGAAAAAAUGGGAAGCCAACGCCCAGGCGGCCCUCCAGAUGCAGCGGGAAGUCCUGGGGGAACACGACCGGAAGAGGCGGGUGGAUCUCCAAAGAGCCCUGGAGAAAGAAAGGAAACUCAACGGUGCUUUGCGGAAUGAAGCAGCUGACCUCCGUCAGAAGAUCGAAGGCUUGGAGAACCAGACCCUUUUGUUGGAAGAGGAGAAACGAGCCAGCCUGGAAGAACUCCAGGUUGAGCUACGGAAGGAAAAGGACGAAGCUCUCCAGAGGUUGCGAGAAGAGCUGGAGCAGGAAAGGAUGCAAGAAAGAGAAGAAAUGAGAACGAAGCUACAACAGAUGGAAGAAGGAGGAGAACACCUACAAGCGGAAUGCAGCCGGAUGUCCCUCCGGGAACGGGAAGCUCAGGCCCAGGCUGACCGGAUGGAUCAUUUUUGGGCCACUCAGGUCACCUUAGCAUGUCAGCAGCUGAAGGCACUCCUUCCUGAGAAGGAAACCGUGCUGCCUCACCUGUUGUGCAGGGGUGCCCUUCCUCUCUCCUCUGGCGCCGCCCUCCAGGACCUGCGAAAGAUGAAGGAAGAAAUUCAGAGUUACAUCCAGGAUCUCAACCACGAGCUUGAGAGGCAAAGGCAGCGUAUUUUCCAGAUCCAGAGAGAGAAGGAGGUGGAGUUGAGGCAACAGAAAGAGCAGCUUCACCUGGAGAGCCGGUCCUUUCUGGAAGCCCUGAACGAGCAGCUGGUCCAGGAACACAUGAGUGACAUCCUCACGCUGCAGCGCAGCUGGUUGAAGGAAGGACAGGAGAGAGACAAGGCCAGGUUGGGCCCAUCACCAGAAGAGAGAGUUGGCGAGUUGCGUGCAGCCCAGAAGAAGGUGGCUUGUGGGAAGGCAGAUCACACACCCAUCAACCAACCGAAGGAGGGACUGGAUCCGGAGCCAGAGGGAUGUUUAUCCAGCAGUUCCUGCAAGAAUCUGGCAACUCCUGGGUCAGAAGAAGGAAGACCUUUCCCUACGGGAUGGAGCCAAUUAUGCCACCCAUCGGGCACUCUCUGCUCCUCCUCCCUGGGCGCCAGCCAGAGCCUCCCGGCCAACGGAGGUGUGCAGCAUCAUUUGCAAAACCGGAUCCGGAAGCUACGGGCAGAGAACGGUGGUUAUUUGGGGGGGCAGCCUGGGCACCCCAGGGAGCUUCCACGAAGGUUGGGUAAGCCCUGGAUCCACCCCGAGAAGAAAGUGGGGAAAGAGGAGGCUUUGUUCGUUCCAUCCAUGAUUUGCCAACGUUGACAAGAGGCCAAAACUUUGCUUCGGAAAACGAAAGAAAACGAAAUCAAAGAAUCGGACGAUUGUGGAAUUGUGGGGAUCACAUCUGUGCGUGCAGGAAAAGCAAACGAGCCGUCUUUGAAGGGGGCUGUUGAGAUGCAAAGUUGGAGAGUCCCUCGUUUCUGUAUAGGUAGGUCCUCGACUUAUAACCACAAUUGGAAACAGGAUUUCUGUUGCUAAGCAAGCUGCUUAAGUGAGUGCUUAGGCAAUUCAGUGAAGCGCUGCCUAAUCUCUAGGAUGCUUCAUCAAAUAUACUCCUUGUACACAACAAUGUGGAGUCACAACUAUCAGUUCUUUAGCUGGUUGGUGUUGGCCUUCCUAGGCAUCGAGUUCCUCCCAAGAACCUAACAUGUGAUAUAUCAGUGUUUAUCUAGAUAUUAUGUGUGCACAUAGGUGUAUAUAUGAUAUGCACGUGUACCAGUAUAUGUAUAAAAUGUACUUAUGUACAAAAUAAAUAUGUAUAUGU